Messenger RNA from Tuber melanosporum (Perigord truffle), 3435 nucleotides. RefSeq lists its product as uncharacterized. The transcript has 7 exons. The record is from RefSeq and is a predicted model, not a curated record. Gene Ontology annotation, molecular function: ATP binding; isoleucine-tRNA ligase activity; tRNA binding. The coding region runs from base 112 to 3339 and encodes 1075 amino acids. Lineage: Eukaryota; Fungi; Ascomycota; Pezizomycetes; Pezizales; Tuberaceae. Gene Ontology annotation, biological process: isoleucyl-tRNA aminoacylation.
GACCCCUCCAUCCCUCGAAGGAUCUUUACUCGCUCAUCUCCAUCUUGUCUAGCAGCUGUUGAGAGCACCAUAGCUUUCUCCGAUCUUUAUAACUGCCAUUAGUUGACCGCAAUGGAUUUCCCAAAAGAAGAGGAGAGGAUCCUUGAGUUUUGGAGGGAGAUUGAUGCCUUCAGAACUUCCGUUAAGCUAUCAGAAGGAAGGCCACCCUACUCGUUUUACGAUGGCCCUCCAUUCUGUACUGGUCUUCCACAUUACGGACAUCUCCUCGCGAGCACUAUCAAAGAUAUCGUUCCUCGAUACUGGCAUAUGAAAGGCCACUAUGUCGAGCGGCGGUUUGGAUGGGAUACCCACGGCUUGCCAAUUGAACACGAAAUCGACAAAAGGCUUGGUAUUACGUCGAAAGAGGAUGUCCUUAAAAUGGGAAUGGAAAAAUACAACGAGGAGUGCAAAGCUAUCGUCAUGAGAUACUCUACCGAGUGGAGGCAAACCAUUGACAGGUUAGGUCGGUGGAUUGAUUUCGACAACGAUUACAAGAGCAUGUACCCAACAUUUAUGGAAUCAAUAUGGUGGGUCUGUAAGCAACUCUUUGUGAAAGACCAGGUAUAUCUAGGAUAUAGGGUUAUGCCAUAUUCUACCGCUUGCACAACACCCCUUUCGAAUUUCGAAGCUCAGCAGAACUACAAAGAUGUCCAGGACCCUGCGGUUGUAGUUACUUUCCCGCUUUUGGAUGACCCGACUACAGAGCUACUUGCCUGGACGACGACUCCUUGGACUCUCCCUUCACAUACCGGAAUUGCGGUUCAUCCGGAUUUCGAGUACAUCAAGAUUAGUGAUCGAGCUUCUGGCAGAAAUUACAUCCUUCUCGAGUCGUGUCUUAAGACAUUAUACGGAGAGAAGGGGUUGAAAAAGGCGAAAUACACCAUCUUGGAGAAGAUCAAAGGGAAGGACAUGCUAGGGUGGAAAUAUGAACCUCUGUUUGACUACUUUUACGAACAAUUCAAGGAUUACGGAUUCAAGGUUUUGAACGCAACAUAUGUUACGUCAGAUAGCGGAACAGGACUAGUACAUCAGGCACCCGCUUUCGGCGAGGAGGACUACUCGGUCGCCAUGGAAGCGGGCGUUAUCAAUGAGACAAGACCUCCUCCGAACCCUGUCAACGAGGCUGGUAUUUUCACAAGUGAAGUCCGAGAAUUUGCCGGACUUCAUGUAAAGGCCGCAGAUAAGGGGAUCAUCAAGCAUCUCAAGGAAAAGAAGCGACUUAUUGUAGACAGCCAAAUUACCCAUAGUUAUCCUUUUUGUUGGCGUUCUGACACCCCCUUAAUUUACCGUGCUGUACCUGCCUGGUUCGUCCGCAUCCCUAAUAUCAUUCCCAAGAUGCUGGAAAACAUCGAGGGCUCGCAUUGGGUGCCGACAAACGUCAAAGAAAACAGAUUCGGUAACUGGAUUCAAAAUGCAAGAGACUGGAACAUCUCUCGUAACCGUUACUGGGGCACACCCAUUCCUAUCUGGAUGUCUGAUGACAAAGAAGAGAUGGUGUGUAUCGGAAGUGUCGAAGAAUUGAGGGAACUCAGUGGCUGUGGGGAAAUCCCGGAUCUUCACAGGGAUAAGAUUGAUCACAUUACCAUUCCCAGUAAGAAAGGGAAAGGUGUUCUGCGAAGAGUUGAGGAGGUUUUUGAUUGUUGGUUUGAGUCAGGAAGCAUGCCAUAUGCCAGUAGCCACUACCCGUUUGAGAACAAAGAUCAGUUUGAAAAGGCUUUUCCAGCAGACUUCAUUGCGGAGGGGUUGGAUCAAACACGUGGCUGGUUUUAUACUCUCCUUGUUCUCGGUACCCAUCUCUUUGGCGUAUCGCCGUUCCAGAAUUGUAUAGUCAAUGGUAUCGUGUUGGCUGAAGAUGGCAAGAAGAUGUCCAAACGUCUCAAGAAUUACCCAGACCCGACACUGGUUAUGGAUAAGUAUGGGUCAGACGCCCUCCGACUUUACCUUAUCAAUUCGCCUGUCGUCAGGGCUAUGCCACUGAGAUUUAAGGAAGUUGGUGUUAAAGACGUUGUUACCAAAGUCUUAUUGCCACUAUGGAAUAGUUAUAACUUCUUUGAGCAGCAGUCCCAGCUUCUGAAGAAGCUCGAAGGUGUUGACUUCAUAUUCAAUCCCGAGUCAGGUGGGAGCAAGAACGUUAUGGAUAGGUGGAUUCUAGCCAAUUGCCAGAGCUAUCUCAAAUUCGUGAACCAAGAGAUGAAGGGUUACCGACUUUACACUGUUGUUGGGAGAAUGCUUGAGAUGGUCGAUAAUACUACAAAUUGGUAUAUCCGGUUCAACAGGAAGCGUCUCAAGGGCGAGUACGGAACAGAGGACACUUUGCAUGCCUUGAAUUCCCUCUUUGAGGUUCUUUUCACUCUUGUCCGCGGAAUGGCUCCAUUUGCACCGUUCCUCACAGACAACAUCUACCACCGUCUCAAGCCCCACAUCCCCGACUCCAUGUUGCCUGAAGAUGCACGAAGUGUGCAUUUCUUAAGUUUCCCAGAGGUUCGGGAGGAGCUAUUUGACGAGGAGGUUGAACGGAGAUUCGGAAGGAUGCAAAGGGUUAUCGAACUAGCUCGUACAUCGAGAGAGCGAAAGGCAAUUGGGCUUAAGACACCUUUGAAAACACUUGUUGUCAUCCAUCCCGACCAGACAUAUCUUGAUGAUGUCAAAUCUCUAGAGUCUUAUAUUACCUCUGAGCUAAACGUCCGAGAUUUGGUCCUCUCAGCAGACGAGGAGAAGUACGGCGUCCAGUACAAGGUCACCGCAGACUGGCCCGUUCUCGGAAAGAAGCUAAAGAAGGACCUCAUUAAGGUCAAGAACGCACUUCCUUCCAUUACCAGCGCGGAGGUCAAGGGGUUUGUCCAAGAAAAGAAGAUUGUUGUUGGGGGCAUCACACUUAUCGAGGAGGACCUCGUCGUCAGUCGUGGCCUCAGCGGCUCCGACACAUCUCAGGACUUCGAAACAAACACCGACAACGACGUCCUCACCAUCCUGGACACAGUCCUCCACAAAGACCUCCGGAAUGAAGGCCUUGCCAGAGAGAUUGUCAACCGUGUACAGAGACUUAGGAAGAAGGCUGGCCUCCUUCCAACCGAUGACAUCAAGAUGGAGUACAAGGUCCUUCAAGACCCGAUCGGGCUAGAAGAGGUGUUCCUCGAGCACGCCGACACUUUUGAGAAAGCUCUUCGCAGACCCCUGGAUAAGGCUACCAUCACCCAAGUUGGCGAGGUCCAACCCGGGGAGAAUCUAGAUAAGAUGAUUCUGGAGGAAACUCAGGAGGUCGGGGAGGCUACCUUCAUGCUUAGGUUGCUUAAGCUUUAGUUGCGCUGUGUGGGGCUGCUUGCACGAGGCACUUUUCUUUUACUUGUUUACUCUUUUACCCAUUCUUCUAUAUAAGGUAGAACUGAGAAAAUAAAU